UGGAAAGGGGGGUCACUGCCAGACAGGUGGGAUACCAUCAUGGGAGGCGGCUGGGGAUGUGCUGACUGAGCAGGGCCAAACAAAGCGACUAAAGCGUCCAGACAAUCCUGGUCCCGACCCAGACCGUCCUGGCACACAGAAAGGCCAGCUCAGUCAGUGACGAGCCCAGUCCUGGAGCCGUUGAAAAGAUAAUUCCCCCCUCGCAGACCACAUGCGGCAUGGGGCCACUUGUGAGCGCUGACAAAGCAAGAUCAAGCAGAAAGGAUAUGAGUGGGAAACUUCAAAACCUGCUCAUGUUUCUGGGCCCGUGAAAGGAUUUGUAUAACACAUUCACUUUUGAUGGACUUUCCCAUGUUCCCCCAGACAGCUCUUUUGCUGCCGACGCGUCCAAAUAAUGAAUCUCUUAUGCUACAUUUUUUUCCUCCGAGCAAGGCCGUGUUUCUAGUGGUUUUGCCGGGAUGCUGGGUAAUCCAGUCAGUCUUGCGUCGCAGCAGAGAACAGAUGGAGUACCGCUGAUUCAACAGCUGCCAGGGAAACAGAAAAAGAAGCAUUUUCUGAUGAAUCCAAAGAAAUUGCUCAUACAUUGUCUUCCUCAGGCACUGAAAUGGAACGUUUGUGUGUGAUUCUUUUGCUUGCAUGUAAAACUUUCAUAGUGGAUGCGCAAUUCAAUGGGUUCAACUGUGAUGCCAACUUCCACAGCCGCUUCCCCGCCGAGCGGGACAUCAGCGUGUAUUGUGGAGUGCAAACCAUAACGCUGAAGAUUAAUUUUUGUCCGGUGCUUUUUUCUGGCUACAUCGACACUGACCUGGCAUUGAACGGGCAUCACAGCGAUGCCCACUGCCGAGGGUUCAUCAACAACAACACGUUCCCAACAGUCGUGCUGUUCAGCAUCAGUCUCAGCACGCUGGAGGCUUGCGGAAACUCACUUGUGGUCUCCACGGCCCAGGGGCCCAACGCCUAUGGGAAUCUCUCCUUUGUCCAAAUUGGGAAUAUAGCAGGAUACAUUGACACUCCGGAUCCCCCGACGGUCAUCAGCUACCUACCUGGACUUCUUUACAAGUUCAGUUGUAGUUACCCUCUGGAAUACCUGGUCAACAACACACAGCUUGCUUCGUCGGCUGCAGCGAUAUCAGUGAAGGACAGCAAUGGCACGUUUGUGAGCACGCUGAAUUUACUUCUAUACAACGAUUCCUCAUACGUCAAUCAUCUUGCCAUCCCAGUAUCUGGACUUACUCUGAAGACGCGAGUGUUUGCUGCAGUAAAAGCCACCAACCUAGAUAGGAGGUGGAAUGUUCUGAUGGACUACUGUUACACAACUCCAUCUGGGAAUCCUAAUGAUGAGCUCCGAUACGACCUUUUCUUUGGAUGUGAUAAGGACCAGCAGACAACAGUGUUUGAGAAUGGGAAGAGCCAGAUGGGCCGCUUCUCUUUCGAGGUGUUCCGCUUUGUCAAGCACAAGAACCAGAAAAUGUCCACUGUCUUUCUGCACUGCGUGACCAAGCUGUGUCGCUCUGACGACUGUCCCCUGCUCUUUCCUAUCUGUGGUAAGAGGAAGAAAAGGAAUGUGCCGGAAAGAACUGCCGUGGCUUCUGACAGUGCAGUCAUGACGGCCGGGCCCAUCAUCACCCGAAUUGAUGAAACUCCCAGCAAUAAUUCCCAACUAGCACUGUUAAACAGCCCUCCAUUCAAAAUGAAUUCAGCAACGAGUGCCUUGAUUUCUGCCAGUGCAAUCCUCGCCGUUAUGAGCACAUGUUUCUUCAUCCUGUCUAUGUCACUGCUAAGAGGGAAAUAUACGCCACCAACACCUCUAUCAGGAACUCACAACCCAACGUUCAGUUAAACACACACGGCUUUUCAGUCAGCUAAACAAUACAACAAUAUCUGUGUAAGGAGCUCUUCAGGUAACACAGUCAUACAGUACAGGGAAAUAAUAUCAUAAUAUCACUCUACACAGCCUUUAGCUAAACACAGCUGCCUAUUUUUGGUCACAAAGCAUCAAUACAGAUACUCUCAUCAUCACUGUUCUAGA
Molecule: messenger RNA, 2029 nt
Organism: Carassius carassius (crucian carp)
Lineage: Eukaryota; Metazoa; Chordata; Actinopteri; Cypriniformes; Cyprinidae
Gene: zpld1a
Product: zona pellucida-like domain containing 1a
Exons: 11
Coding region: 605-1840 (411 amino acids)
Cellular component (GO): cell surface
Source: RefSeq, a predicted model, not a curated record